Molecule: messenger RNA, 1473 nt
Organism: Phycomyces blakesleeanus NRRL 1555(-)
Lineage: Eukaryota; Fungi; Mucoromycota; Mucoromycetes; Mucorales; Phycomycetaceae
Exons: 11
Coding region: 1-1473 (490 amino acids)
Biological process (GO): lipid metabolic process
Molecular function (GO): triacylglycerol lipase activity
Source: RefSeq, a predicted model, not a curated record
AUGCUGUAUGACAAGGUGCGCGGAAUAAGCUCUGAUCCAAAGGCUCAAUACACAAAACAGCUCGAAAAUGCAACACACUAUGAAGAAUGGGCAGAGGCUGCUACUAUGCUCGAUGAACUUGAAGGCAAGUCUUUUUUUUUUCUUUUUUGUCUUGAAAAAUGGAAACAAGAUCCUCGAUCACCAGACUAUGACUGGGAACUAGUAAAGACACGUCUUGAACAGCUCCGACACAUUCGCGAGUCUGGUCAGGGUCAGUCAUCCAUGAUCUUUGCUUUAAGAACGAGUUUGGCUAGAAAUCUUGGAGACAUUGGAAAUUCAACACUCUAUUCUCACACCAGAGUCGGUACAAAGCAUUUGAUCUCUGAUUACAUUGACGAAGUAGUCGAUCAAUUCAAUUGGUUGUGUGAUGAGCCAUCCGAUGAUCCUGAACUGGAUCUCAAAGCAAAACACGACUUUUUUAUGAAUAUCCGUCAGAGCUUUGGAAGAACUGCCAUACUCUUGAGUGGUGGAGGAACCUUAGGAACCAACCAUAUGGGUGUUUUAAAAUGUCUCCACAGUGCACGUCUGUUACCCCGCAUCAUGUCUGGUGCGUCCAGCGGAAGUUUGAUGGCUUCCUUUAUCUGUACAAGAACCGACGACGAGAUUGUAGAAUUAUUCAAGAAUUUCUCUGAUGUUGACUUGUUUGAAAAAGAAGGGAAACCAGAGACUCCAUGGAUGAGACUCCAUCGUCUGAUCACAUCUGGCCAGUUGUAUGAUAUCAAUAUUCUCAUUGAUGCACUGCGCUCCAAUCUUGGAGACUAUACUUUCCAAGAAGCGUUCAAUCGUACACGCUGGAUUCUCAACAUCACCGUUAGCUCCUCCACUAAUUAUGAUAUGCCCCAGCUAUUAAACUAUUUGACAUCCCCUGAUGUGGUUAUUUGGUCAGCUGUUGCUGCUUCAUGUUCUGUACCCUUCUUCUACACCUCCUCUCCAUUGUAUGCAAAAGACAAGAGCGGAAAAAUUGUUCCAUGGAAUCCAGUUGAUCAACUAUACAUUGAUGGAUCAGUCGAAAAUGAUUUACCCAUGACACGGUUGUCAGAGCUAUUCAAUGUCAACCACUUUAUCGUUUGUCAAGUUAAUCCUCACGUUAUUCCAUUUCUUCAAAAGGACAACAAGCCUCCUUCAAAAGUCAGACAGGCUGCUAACUUUUGUAUGCAUUUAGCCAAGACGGAAAUCCAACAUAGAUGUACUCAACUCACAGAACUUGGAAUGAUGCCACAUGCAUUGUACAAAGUUCAAGCCAUUAUGUCACAAAAGUAUUCUGGAGAUAUUACAAUUAUUCCCGACAUCGGAUACUCGGAUUACCUCAAGGUCCUGUCAAAUCCUACACCUGCCCUAAUAGUCGAAGCAAUCACUCGAGGAGAGCGUGCAACAUGGCCAAGUAAGAAAGAAAGAAAGAAAUAUAUAUAUAUAUAUCAUAUGAAUGUCAUGUAA